Molecule: messenger RNA, 1005 nt
Organism: Conger conger (European conger)
Lineage: Eukaryota; Metazoa; Chordata; Actinopteri; Anguilliformes; Congridae
Product: CMP-N-acetylneuraminate-beta-galactosamide-alpha-2,3-sialyltransferase 1-like
Exons: 6
Coding region: 1-1005 (334 amino acids)
Molecular function (GO): beta-galactoside (CMP) alpha-2,3-sialyltransferase activity
Source: RefSeq, a predicted model, not a curated record
AUGCUGAUCUUCGAGCAUCCAAAAAGGGGUUUCACUGCGCUGUUCUGCAUCAUUACCAUCACCGUGUUUUUAUUCAGCUACAACUACAGUGCCACAACAUCAUACUUUUUCAAAUUUGCCUUCCGACGGGUAGAGAAACCUGUUUCCAAGGCAUUGUGUGCCUGCAGCCAGUGCAUCUCUGUAGAGGACGAAGACCCCUGGUUCAUGGGACGCUUUAAGAAGUCUAUACCACCACUCAUGUCGAAGAAGAACAGCAUCCUUUCUGAGGGCACCUAUAAGUGGUGGCAGCGGCUACAGACCCGCCCCCAACCCGCAGCCAACUAUAAAAAGGCAGUGGAGCGAUUAUUCCAGAUCAUCCCAGACAAGGAGCACUACAUGGACUCAGGGCCCAAUCGUUGCAGGACUUGCGCUGUUGUAGGAAAUUCUGGGAACCUCAAGGGAUCCAACUAUGGAAGCCUCAUUGACUCCAAUGACUUCGUCAUAAGAAUGAACAAAGCUCCCACUUCAGGCUAUGAAGUGGAUGUAGGGAGAAGAACCACCCAUCGUGUCAUGUACCCAGAAAGUGCAACAAACCUGCAAAACGACACUCACCUGGUGCUGAUACCCUUCAAGAUUUUGGAUCUACAGUGGAUCAGUAGUGCUUUAAGCACAGGCUCUAUUAAAUACACCCAUAUGCCUGUGAUGGCCAAGAUAAAAGCAAACAAGAAUAAGGUGUUAAUUUACAGCCCCACUUUCUUCAAGUAUGUCUUUGAUACCUGGCUUGAACGCCAUGGGAAGUAUCCUUCCACGGGUUUCUUAACCUUGAUGUUUUCCAUUCAUAUAUGCGAUGAGGUGAAUGUUUAUGGAUUUGGUGCGGACAAGAGAGGAAACUGGCAGCACUACUGGGAGAAUACCCUCUUAAUACCAGGCUUCCACCACACCGGGCAGCAUGCCGGAGACUAUGAGUACAUCGUCACCAUGCUACUGGCCUGCAAAAAGAAAAUCAAGAUGUUCAAAGGGAGAUAA